AUGGCAGAGCGGAGUGGUUCCGUCGCAGACCAGCAGCCUGCGCAGCUCCGCCAGUCCCCGCCGCCGUCGCCAAGCCUCGCUGAGCAAGCACUCACCGACAAUCUCGACGGCGCAGCAGCCAAUGCGUCCACGUUUCGGGCUUCAGCUGAGAGCGGCGAGAUGGGACCAUUCUCCGCAGCUGUGUCGGACACGCAGCCGCCCAACGUGACAACCACCAAGCACAACAAGAAGCACAAACAUAAGCAAAAGAAGAAUACAACCAAGUCAGGUAGCAAGGCCGCUCUCGAAGCAUCAGAACAGUCGUCGUCGUCGAGCACAACGCAGCGACAGGACGUCAGAGCGGACGUUUUGUCAUCGGCCAAUGGUGAGCCGACCACCGUCCCUGGCUCUGGCUCUGGCUCUGGCUCUGGUAUCAAGAAUAGCAAGAAUCGAAGAAAUGGCGGCGCUCCGACGGUCGUUGUGGCCAACCCGCUGAAUCGCUUCCCAACCGCCAAUCCUCCUUCCUCACAGCGCGCUACGUCGCUGGGCGUGCUAGGCCGAGCUCGGCCGAUCAAGUCUGUGUUUAACUUGAGCAUGGCGGGCGAGUUGGACGAUGACGACGAUGAUGAUGAUGUGGAUGAGUAUCCAGAUGAUUCUGACAGAGCAGAUGUAAAUCGGCCGUCAGACACACAAAACGACACACAGACGCCCCUGCCGGCAACACUCGAAGGUGAAGAGAGCUUGGCAACCAUGGACACCGACAAUCACGCCAUCACAGAUGCAGCUGGUGCUCCAGCACACGAACGAGAGGCAAGCGAGAUAUUCUCGUCCGCCGAGCAACUCCCACCUGCCACCAAUAAUGGCGCACGCUUUCGCAAGAUCCAGUCAGAGGCGGGCCUUUCUCUACCUCAUUCCUUCUCCAAGCGACUACAAGGCUGGGUUUCGUCCAAUUCCUUGGAAAACAUACCUGCUGCACCGUCAACACCUUCGCUGCCUCGAGCCCCUUUCCAGCCAAUCGCGCAAGUCUCUGCGCCAAUCGAACCCGCACCAGCCUCGCCGCCAAGUGAACGCUCGCGCCACGGUGCAGCCGUUGAGUCAUUUGAGCGAGAGCUUGCAACCCCGAUUGGGAAUCACAGCGCCUUGACCAUGUCAUUCUUUUCAUCGCCACUCGCCUAUCUCGAUCGCCUGCGCCAGUUUAACUCGAGUGGUGCAAGUCCGCAGCAUGGCAGCUCGAACGAUGGAUUCUCCGACUUUGACAAUGUUCACCUCCGGUCUGAUUUGGACGCAGCGUUCAAUCAAGCCCCAGCUGCUGCUGCUGCUGCUGCUGCUGCUGCUGCUGCUGCUGCUGCAACCACUUCUCCUGCCAACCAAGCGGCCGAGCUACCAGUUCCUCCGGCCGCUGAGACCUCGCGGCGAUAUACUCUUGCAGAUGUUGCCAAGUCAUUGCUCGGCGGGCGGAUGGCACCUCGCGCGGGCUCAACCAACACCCGCCUUGGUGGUACGGAGGCCGCUGCAGCCCCCACCGUUGGACCGCCAGGUCUGAAGCCAGGCAUCAUGGCCAACCUGCGCCUCAUGUUGGCUCGUACCCGCCAACGCGCUCGAGACCCACAGCUCGACGCCAAUGAUGACUGUGGAUCCAGUGCUGCGAGUCAGGCUCUCACAAACUCGUUUGCUAGCAGGCAAACUGCCGGCCUGGCAUUCGACUCGAUGCGUGAGCGCGAGGCAGAGGCUCGGCGUGCGCAGCUGGCCAGCGAAAAAUCCGAACAACGCCUGCUGCAAUUAGACGACUUUCUCAAGCCGUUGGUAUCACUAUCAUGGCAAGCUCUGCAUUCUCCAGUGCGGAUUGUGUAUUCGGAGUGGGAUUUCACGAAAAGCUACCCAUUAUACGAGGUUGGAGCGAUUGUCGACGGCGGGGGCGCCGCGAGUCCAGUGCUGCUCGACUCGUUGGAGGAAUGUCAGCGCCUGCUCGUCAUGAUUCGGCGACACUAUGUAGAUCAGUAG
This is a messenger RNA of Capsaspora owczarzaki ATCC 30864, 1980 nucleotides long. RefSeq lists its product as hypothetical. The transcript has 2 exons. NCBI's taxonomy places the organism in Eukaryota, Filasterea, Ministeriida, Capsasporidae. The record is from RefSeq and is a predicted model, not a curated record. Bases 1 to 1980 code for a protein of 659 amino acids.